Halteromyces radiatus is the source of this 429-nucleotide messenger RNA. RefSeq lists its product as uncharacterized. Bases 4 to 360 code for a protein of 118 amino acids. Lineage: Eukaryota; Fungi; Mucoromycota; Mucoromycetes; Mucorales; Cunninghamellaceae. The transcript has 2 exons. The record is from RefSeq and is a predicted model, not a curated record.
AUCAUGAAGUGUUUUCUUCUUUCACUCAUUUUUAUAGUGCUAGGCUUAACUUCUAUUCCACCAUCUACUUGUUUCGAUUUUAAGAACAUUAUUUUUGGUACGUCUGGACCAGUAGACAACCAUGGAAAGGCAACAAAAGAUUUUGGAUACAUUGUGCCACCGCGAUUAGUCAAGAAACAUAAUGAAGCAACCCAAGAAACAUGUGCUCAGGGAUAUCUUUGUCAAGAUACCAAAAAGUGUGUUAGUGAACCUAGACUUUGUCCUUGUCGUUUGGCAGCCGAUAUCAAAUGUCCACUUGGAAGAGACUGGUAUACUUGUAUUAGAGGUGAUCAACACUGUGAACAAAUCACUGAAAAAUGAUACAGUCCUUUGGUUUAUUGGAAAUAAAAAUGAUUAGAUUUAGAUAGUUGUAAUUACUGAUAGUCGUAG